CGGUUCUCGAGAGUUGUCGUACAGAAGAGGAGUCUCCGCUAGAGGGGAGCGAGCGGUGGUGCAUGCCGCAAGAACCCACCUCAUUCUUCGAAGAAACAAUGUAGUGCUUGUCGAGCACAUAAGCCCGUCCCUCCCUCCCGCAUCCCCGGCCUCGCUCCCCUUGUUGUUGUUCUUCUUCUCUCUCCUUUUGUUCUUCCAAUUCUUCGCUGCCCUCUCCCGUUCAUCCUUCCACAUCCUCCAAGCUCAGUCUAGAUACAGCCUCGCUCGCAGAUGCUGAGCCCUGCAGCGCAAUUCUUCGCCACUUCUUCCUACCUCUACAACGGCGCAUACCACAGACCGACCGACACACAUAGACACACAGACACCUUCACACGGACAGACAGACCCGGAGAGUGAUCGACCGCUCGAGAGAAGUGAGUUUACGACAAAUUGAAAGACACGUAAAUAUGAAUAUGAGUAUGGAGGCGGCGAUGAAAAGAGAUGAGGAGAUGGGCAUGGGCACGGAAGAUCGGGGGAAAAUGUGGGCGAUAGACCAGCGAAUGGACCAGCCACUCGGACCCGAGUCCGGUCGGAUUCGGAUCAUGAAUGAUGGCAAAAAGGCAGUACCAUUGGCUGCGCUCCUACGCCUGGCAUUCCAAAGUUUGGGUAUCGUUUACGGUGAUUUGGGGACAUCACCGCUUUAUGUCUUCCGCAGCACGUUCCCGAGUGGGCUGAGGGAAGAGCAUGAACACGAAGUUUUAGGGGCACUCAGUCUCAUCAUUUUUACUCUCACUCUUAUACCUCUCAUCAAGUACAUGUUCAUUGUGCUGAGAGCCGAUGACAAUGGUGAAGGAGGCACAUUCGCUCUAUAUUCAUUACUGUGCCGAUACUGCAACAUCAGUUCCCUUCCUAGCCGUCAUCCAACGGACGAAGAGCUUACAACUUAUAUCAAAACACUACCACUGCCAAAUUCUCGUGCGGAGAGCAUGAAAACACGGCUGGAGAAGAGCUCGUUUCUUCAGUUCCUUCUUUUGAUGCUUGUUUUGCUAAGCACGUGUAUGGUUAUAGGAGACGGCAUCUUAACGCCGGCAAUAUCAGUUUUGUCAGCGGUCGAUGGAAUUAAGGUGGCAUCAUCUAAAUUGAAUCAAACUGUGGUGGUUUUAAUUUCUCUGGCCAUUUUAGUGCUGCUCUUCAGCAUGCAAAGAUUCGGGACGGGCCAGAUUGGGUUUCUUUUUGCUCCGAUCGUUAUGAUCUGGUUCUUGGCUAAUGGGUCUAUCGGCAUCUACAAUAUCUACCAGCAUCAUCAUUCUGUUUUCCAAGCUUUCUCACCUCAUUAUGGCAUCAGAUACCUAAUAAAGAAUAAGAAAGAAGCAUGGUCAUCACUUGGAGGAAUUGUAUUGUGCAUCACAGGGACGGAAGCCUUGUAUGCUGAUUUGGGACACUUUUCAGCACAAUCCAUUCAGAUCGCGUUUAGUGUUCUCGUUUUCCCCUGCUUGUUACUGUCUUAUUUGGGUCAAGCUGCGUACCUCAUGCAUCACCCCGAAGACGUGAAAGACACGUUUUACAAGUCGCUUCCACAUCCUCUGUACUGGCCGAUGUUUGUUUUGGCAACUAUAUCUGCAUCGAUUGCAAGUCAGGCCAUCAUUUCUGCUACAUUCUCGAUUGUGAAACAAUCCAUGGCUCUCGGAUGCUUCCCCCGAGUAAAGAUUGUGCACACGUCCCACAAAUUGAUGGGUCAAGUGUACAUUCCUGAGAUCAACUGGAUAGUCAUGAUUCUUUGUCUCAUAAUUACUGCUGGUUUCAAGGACACAGAGCAGAUCGGAAACGCUUAUGGCAUCGCCGUUGUAGGAGUGAUGCUAUCCACGACGGUCCUCAUGUUCCUGGUCAUGAUAAUGGUUUGGCACAAGAAUUUGUGGGUUGCUGCGUUAUUCCUAGGAGUUUUUGGUACGGUUGAGGCGGUUUACUAUUCUGCUGUGUUGUUCAAGGUUCAGCAAGGCGGUUGGGUGCCUCUGGCCAUAGCUGCGACGAUGCUCAUAGUGAUGUACGUGUGGCACUACGGGACGAUUAAGCGGUAUGAGUUCGAGAUACAGAACAAAGUGUCAGUGGGCUGGGUACUAGGGCUUGGCACAGGACUAGGUCUCGUCAGAGUGCCCGGAAUCGGGCUUGUAUACACAGAUUUGGCCCAUGGAGUUCCUCCCCUAUUCUCUCACUUCAUCACCAACCUGCCUGCCAUCCAUUCCACUUUGGUUUUCGUAUGCAUCAAGUACUUGCCAGUCAAUACUGUACCUAACGAGGAACGUUUCCACAUCAAGCGCAUCGGUCCUACCAGCUUUUCCAUGUUCCGAUGUGCUGCAAGGUACGGUUACCAGGAUCUACACAAGAAAGACGAUAAGUUUGAAGAGACUUUGAUUGAAAAGCUGACUCAUUAUAUAAAAUAUGAAGCCCUGGUAGCAUCCACUCAGACCAACUAUCCAGGAGACUGGACCUCGGUGUCCUCGUUAACCACAUCCAGUGCGCGCACGACAACAAUGGAGAGCGACCAUUCGCAACUUCCUGGAAGGACAGUUCACUUUCAGGAAGAAGACAGCCCUCCAGAUUCUCCUGAUGGCAUCAGUGCACCAAGGCAGAGAGGAGGUCGGCCUUUGCAUCCGGCAGUGAUUGAGUCAGAUGAUGAUAUUGGUGAGGAAAGCGUGAGCGAGUUGGAGACCUUCCUGAAGAACAAGGAGAUUGGGGUGGUGUACUUGCUAGGCAACACGAUGGUCAGGGCGCGGACGGGAUCUGGACUUCUGAAGAGGAUUGCCAUCAACUACAUCUAUGCAUUUUUGAGGAGAACUUGCAGAGAAAGCAAGGUGAUGUACAAUGUCCCACACGAGAGCUGCUUGCAGGUGGGUAUGGUUUACUAUGUGUGACGAAUCGUCGCGAUGAAUGCACCGACCUGGCCACAGAGAAAGAGAGGACUGUUUCUUCAGAUGCUAUUCAAGAGGAGAGAUCAGGUACCCCGCUAGGAGCAAGAAAGAAGGAGAGGGCUCUUUCUUGGGCCUGGGCACCAUUUUUGUGUACAGAUAUCACAGUGUAGGUUUGGAGAGCUGAAUGUAAUUGGACUGCGCACACGAACAUGUAUAUAGGUCUUAAACUCGUCAGUCAGCAGCAAGCAGCCAGUCAAGUGAAGUUAAGACGUCAGUCAGGCAGCCCAUGACUUGGAGCAGCAAGCACAGCUAUGUGGGAAACGGCCAUUCAUGAGGGCUGAUUUGCGCUGCAACACCCACUCCAGCUCGUGAGGCAAAUUUAUCACCCAGCCACCCGCGAAGUCAUAACUUCUCAACAGGAGCAAGGUCCACUCGUGGUGUCUUCGGGCUAGUCUCGUGUCUACUAAGGUUUGCUCCCUGUUAUCACCGCACAGGCGAAGGAUGGGGCAGACUUCAUGUUGUAGACUUGCAAUUCAAGCAAAGGAAGAAGCAAGCACUAGAUUCAUUGUGUCAUAUACAUCAGGUUGCCACAGCGACCUUCACUCGAGGCAUCUUUUAUGUCAAUGCCUUUGUACAUCCAUUUUAAUCAUUCUGAAAAAAACCUUUUAACCUUCACGUCUGUGAUGGAGUUUUCCAG
Messenger RNA from Marchantia polymorpha subsp. ruderalis, 3582 nucleotides. NCBI's taxonomy places the organism in Eukaryota, Viridiplantae, Streptophyta, Marchantiopsida, Marchantiales, Marchantiaceae. The record is from the annotation of a GenBank genome assembly.